UAUUGUGAUUAGCUCUAACUUAAAAGCUCAUAUAUAGAGAGAGAAGCAAAAGACAAUAAUGUACAAUUAUCUUUCUAAAGAGAGAAGCAAAACCUUGAGAAGAAUCGCGGUGAUCUUCAGGUGAAACAGAAUCAAGGGAUGUCAGAGGCGUACGAGAGGGUGAGGGGCGGAAGGCUAGCAUUCAAGGGGGGCGAGCUCGCCACCCGCGACAAACCCAUAGACAAGAAGAAAAAAAAGAAGAAGAACAAGAACAAGCUUCAAGACGACGCCGUUCCGUCCGAGGACCCUAGUAUCAGCGUUGUAGAUCCGGGCGCGGACGCGGCCGAUGUGUACACGAUCGACCCCAUGAAGAAGAUGAAGUACGACGAAUUGUUCCCCGUCGAGACGAAGAAAUUCGGGUACGAUCCCAAGGCCAAGGUCAAGUCUGUCGAGGAUGCCCUAGAUGAUCGGGUCAAGAAGAAGGCCGAUCGAUAUUGUAAAUGAAGCAAACUUGUUUCUGUAGCUAUGUUUUCUUUAGCUGGUACUGGAUUAGACUGGGCUUGUGUACUAUUUGAUGAUGAAAACAAGAUCAUUAAUUUGAUUAAGGUUUUUCUGUGAA
Molecule: messenger RNA, 598 nt
Organism: Salvia miltiorrhiza (redroot sage)
Lineage: Eukaryota; Viridiplantae; Streptophyta; Magnoliopsida; Lamiales; Lamiaceae
Exons: 1
Coding region: 139-483 (114 amino acids)
Cellular component (GO): nucleolus
Source: RefSeq, a predicted model, not a curated record